Messenger RNA from Syngnathoides biaculeatus (alligator pipefish), 1714 nucleotides. RefSeq names its product heterogeneous nuclear ribonucleoprotein A0-like. The transcript has a single exon. Gene Ontology annotation, molecular function: RNA binding. The record is from RefSeq and is a predicted model, not a curated record. Lineage: Eukaryota; Metazoa; Chordata; Actinopteri; Syngnathiformes; Syngnathidae. Bases 80 to 985 code for a protein of 301 amino acids.
UAAAUGUAACUGCGUUGCUUCCCUCGUCCACCAUUUUGAGCGUUACUGCGCUGCGUUGGAAGCGUUAUCAGUUGUAAACAUGUCUGAUCAGCUUUGCAAGCUCUUUGUCGGCGGCCUCAACGUCGACACUGACGACGACGGCCUCCGCAAGCACUUCCAGCAGUACGGCUCGCUCACCGACUGCGUGGUUGUGGUCAACAAGCAGCUGCAACGCUCUCGCUGCUUCGGCUUCGUCACCUACUCGACGCCGGAGGAGGCCGACGCCGCCAUGGGCGCCAGGCCGCACACCGUCGACGGCAACACGGUCGAGGUGAAGCGGGCCAUGUCGCGGGAGGACGCCAACAAACCCGAAGCUCUCGCUAAGGUGAAGAAAAUAUUCGUCGGAGGACUGAAGGACGAUAUCGAAGAGGACCACCUGAGCGAGUAUUUCUCCCAAUAUGGCCAAAUCGAAAAGUCCGAGGUGAUCUCCGAGAAGGAGACCGGUAAGAAGAGGGGCUUCGGCUUCGUCUAUUUCACGGACCACGACUCCGCCGACAAGGCUGUCGUGAUUAAAUUCCACACCAUCAACGGGCACAAAGUGGAGGUGAAGAAAGCCCUGACCAAGCAGGAGAUGCAGGCGGCCAACCGGGGCGGCAUGGCCCCGAGAGCGAGGUCCGGCCGAGGGAUGAGGGGCAAUCAAAAUGGCUACGGUGGCAGAGACUAUGGCGGAAGCUACAGCUACGGAAAUGGCGGCGGAGGCUACAGCUGCGGCGGGGGCUACGGGGGAUACGGCGGGGGCUACGGUGGUGGCUACGGCGACCAGAGCGGCGGCUAUGGUGGCGGUGGCGGCAACGGCUACAGCGACUUCGGCAGCACCUACGCCCAACAUUCCUCCGGCUACGGGCCCAUGAAGGGGCCCUUCGGGGGCCAGCGGAACCCGGCACCCUACACCCGGGGAGGUGGCGGCGGGUACCCCAGGGGAGGAUACGGCGGCGGCGGCUACUAGGCCACAACAUCGCCGACCAAACCUUCCAGAUUACACCUCCAGCCCCGGAUUCGGACGUCAAAAGUCAAAACUCAGUAACGGGGGGAGGGGGGUCCGACCCCCUACAAACAAAAUGAAGACCUCAAAACAGGUAGGAAGGUCACUUCCCAAAAAGAUCCUGAUUAAAACAAAAUAGGACAUGUUGGAAAGAAAAAAAAUAUUACGCUAUAAACUUGUACCAGUUGCCCACGCGUGUAGUCGACGUUAAAACAUUUAGACCCACUUGCGUUCACCCAUUGUUAAAAAAAAAAAAAGAAAAACAUUGAAUGUAGGCCUGUUUUGAUAUGCUUAUUUUUAAUAUUUAGAUGUAUUGUUUUGAUUUUCAGUGUACAAGCGUGAGGAAAAUUAUUUGAUCUUGUUUUUUUUCGUAGCUGUUGUCACGAGGCCAUUUUGUGACUCCCACGUUUGCCCCAAAUUAAGAUGGCGGGAGGCGCACUUGCUAUUGUUUCUCUUCCACUCAUGCUUGUGCCCCCCACCCCUCCAAAAAAAAAAAAAGAAAAAAACGACCACGCUUUUAUUUUAGCUGGCGUAUCGACCAUCUAGGGUCUCUUUUUGUUCACCCCCCCUUUAUUCAGCUUGCAGAGCAAUUAUCCAAAUGUAUGCUGUGUAUUUUCAAUUGUUAAAUGACAAACUCAUUCAUUUCCUGUUUUGGAGAUACUUCUCUGUAUGUUCAUUAUUAAUUUUUUUUUU